UUCCCUCUUUCUUUCCCUUCUUGUGCGACAAUCUACUCGUUUCCUCUCCCCCCAAACACGCAGUCUUUUCCAUUCAGUUCGUGUCUACUCACCCGGUUCACUCCUUUGACCGUCUGACUAAAUCGCAUCUUAACUUCCACUCUUUCUCCCCCCACUCAAUCACUCUAUUAUCCCGAUUUUGCAUUAAUAAUCCCUCCCCGGGUUUAUAUCUGAUUCAUUGUCUAUCUUAAUACUUCACCGUAUACAUUAACACCACCCAUCAAUCAUCAUGCGUUCCAUGUUCUACCUUGCGCUCAGCGCCAUGGCUACUCUCGCCAAUGCUGCCAGCAACCCUUUCAACGUUCCCACUGAAGGCUAUACCUUCACGGCCGGUAGCCCGACGACUCUGACCUGGGAUGCCAAUUCCAACGGAACCGUCAGCCUGAGACUCCAAUGGGGUGCUGUCUUCACCACCUCUUCUGGUGACAGUCUUGCCGCGGGUGUUGCCAACUCCGGCAGCUUCACCUGGACUCCUUCCGCCAGUCUGGUCAGCAGAUCCGAUUACGCGAUUGAGAUCAUCAACGAUCAAGACACGGAUGAUAUCAACUACACUCCUCGCUUCUCCAUUGCUGGUGUCACCGGCACUGCCUCCACCUCGACUGUCAAGUCCACGACUUCUAGCUCCUCGAGCACUUCCUCUUCCAGUGAGAAGACCAGCUCCGCCACCGCCACCACUCUGUCCACUGUGACCAGCACUGGCGCGGUCUCUUCCACCUCCCCUAGCUCCAACUCCACCGCCGUGACUGCGUCGAAGACCUCCACCGCGUCGUCCUCGUUUGAGUCGUCCAGCGCUGCGAGCACCACCGCCGCCAGUGCCUCUAGCACCUUCAUCCCGGCCAAUGCCGGGGUGGUCAACCGGGCGUCCACCGGCAUGCUCGCGCUGAUUGUCGCCGCUAUCGCUCUUGUCUAGAGGGUGGCUGAGGACCGUUGUUUAUCAUGGUUGACUUAUAGAUGACUCUUUUCCACAUUCUAGUACAUAGCUUUUAAGCGCAAUUCUUUCACGCCUUCACUGUUUCAGCUCUUCUUCUCUCCCUGUCAUUUCCUACCAGGACUUUCUUCUCAACUGCUGCCCGGUGUGAACGUCAAGGUUAUCUCGAAGUCAUUCGGGUUCUCAUGAGGCGGGCGAUGUCGUGGCAUUUUCAUUUUACAAUUUUUACUACCACGUUGUACUCCAGAUCGGAGGAGCUAAUGGUUUUGGAGGUCGAGUUGUAUGGUAUGAGGAUGUAGAUACGGAUACUGUAAUGAAUGAC
Messenger RNA from Aspergillus homomorphus CBS 101889, 1289 nucleotides. Its product is annotated as GPI anchored serine-threonine rich family protein. The record is from RefSeq and is a predicted model, not a curated record. Bases 269 to 949 code for a protein of 226 amino acids. The transcript is spliced from 2 exons. Lineage: Eukaryota; Fungi; Ascomycota; Eurotiomycetes; Eurotiales; Aspergillaceae.